UCGCCUCUCGCUUCCUACUGCCUGUUCUUUCGACCUCGCCCCCUAUUGUCGCUUGUGUCGUUCGCGCAGGCGCAACUUAACAAUAGCGCUCCAACCCCCGAAAGACCAUUACGGUGCUCUUUAUUCAGGAAGGGUCGCUGCGUAGAUUUUCUUGCGCGCGCGCGAUUGCGGAGCUGGGGGAAAGGGGCGUAGCCUCUGCUAUGGCAGGCCGGCGCUGCUGGUGGUUGUCAGUCCCUGGCAGCGGGUUAUGGCGAGGGCGGUGGUGAAUGAAUUCUCCGGGCGGGAGAGGGAAGAAAAAGGGCUUAGCCGCCUCCAGCUCCCCGACCCGGGCCGCCGGGGCCUCCCCUUCGCCCUCCUCCGCGGCCGGCCCGGCUCCCUCCGUCCAGCACCAGCAGCAGGCGGCGGUGGCCUCCCCUCACAAGCGCAACCUCUACUACUUCUCGUACCCGCUCUUCGCCGUCUUCGCGCUGCUUCGGUUCCUCGCCUUCCAGCUCGGGCUGCUCUUCGCUUGGCUGUGCGAGCGCCUCUCUCGUGGCAGAGCGCUCAUGGCAGCCGCCAAAGGCACCAGCAGGGCCGGGGCUGCCGGGGAUGCUCCCGAGCAAGUGCGAGCCUGUCACAAGCGCGCCUUCGAGUGCAUCUCCACGGCGCUGCGCAUCGAUGAAGACGAGGCGGCAGGACAAAAGGAACAAGCUGUGGAAUGGUACCGAAAAGGGAUUGAAGAACUAGAGAAAGGCAUAGCUAUUCUAGUAACUGGUCAAGGAGAUCAUUAUGAACGAGCUCGGCGUCUCCAGAAUAAAAUGAUGACAAAUUUGGCAAUGGCCAAGGACCGUUUGCAACUGUUAGAGAAGAUGCAGGCAGUUAAGCAAAUCCCCAAGCCGCAAAUGGAAGUCUAUAGUGACAGUACUAACCUGGUAUGCCGCAAUGGACAUCUCCAGUCAGAAAGUGGAGCUGUUCCAAAAAAGAAGGAUCCAUUAACUCAUACUAGUAAUUCACUUCCUCGUUCAAAAUCUCUGGCAAAAACUGGAUCUGUAGCCCUCUCAGGGCACCAAAGGACACCUAGUUAUAGUGGUAUAUCCACUUUUUCUGUACCUAGACAAGGAACUGUUCCUGCAGUUUCAACUCAGAAGGCUACUCCCAAAAAUAAUAGAGCCAACAAACCUUCUACUCCUACAACUGCUGUGAGAAAAAAGAAAGACAUGAAGAGUUUCAGAAAUGUGGAUAGUAAUUUUGCUAAUCUUAUUCUCAAUGAAAUUGUAGACAGUGGGCCAUCUGUCAAAUUUCAUGAUAUUGCUGGGCAAGAGCUGGCUAAGCAGGCAUUGCAAGAAAUUGUUAUUCUUCCUUCACUUAGACCUGAAUUGUUUACAGGACUUAGAGCCCCUGCACGUGGAUUGUUGUUGUUUGGCCCACCAGGAAAUGGAAAGACAAUGCUGGCCAAAGCUGUGGCGGCAGAAUCAAAUUCAACUUUCUUUAACAUAAGUGCUGCAAGUCUAACAUCAAAAUAUGUUGGUGAAGGGGAGAAACUAGUGCGUGCUCUGUUUGCAGUAGCCAGAGAGCUUCAACCUUCUAUCAUUUUUAUAGAUGAAGUGGAUAGCCUAUUGUGUGAAAGAAGAGAAGGUGAACAUGAUGCUAGUAGACGUUUAAAGACAGAAUUUUUAAUAGAGUUUGAUGGUGUACAGUCUUUAGGAGAAGACCGAAUACUUGUAAUGGGAGCAACUAACAGACCGCAGGAACUUGAUGAUGCUGUUCUCAGACGAUUCACCAAGCGGGUAUAUGUAUCUUUACCAAAUGAAGAGACACGACUGCUUUUACUAAAAAAUCUCUUGAGCAAGCAAGGAAAUCCAUUAACCCAAAAAGAACUAGCACAGCUAGCCAGAAUGACAGAGGGAUACUCAGGGAGUGACUUAACAGCAUUAGCGAAAGAUGCAGCAUUGGGCCCUAUACGAGAACUAAAACCAGAGCAAGUGAAGAACAUUUCUGCUAGUGAGAUGAGGAACAUCAGAUUGUCUGACUUCACUGAGUCCUUGAAGAAAAUAAAGCGCAGUCUCAGCCCUCAGAUCCUGGAAGCUUAUAUUCGCUGGAACAAAGACUUUGGAGACACUACGGUUUGAUACACAGCCUUGUCAAAGGGAGGGGGAAUAUUGCCAGCAAAGGACAGUUGAUGCAAACUGCUGCUGGAAUGCAGCCAGAGUUUACAAGACUUUUCAGAACUCUAAACACCUGCACUAAAAGAUGGACUCAUCUUACUGAAGAUCACAUUUUUUAACAUCUGAUUUAUGCCCAGGGCACUAUAAGACAGAGCACAAUAAGAUAUGUGGAAGAACUCUAGCAAUUAAAUUAAAGAAAUGUAAUCUGUAUAUUUUGUUGCUGUUUGAAAUAUUCCAGUAGCAUUGUCCUUUGGGAAAACUUUUUUUAAUUUGCUGAUUACAUUUAAUUUUGCUUUGCUCCUCUUCUCGUUGAGAGUGAUUCUCAUUUUCUUUUUUUAUGUAUCAAUAAAGUGCCAAAUAAAGACAUUCCUUAUGCAUCAGGAAGGCUAGUAUUGGGAAUGCCAUUAAGCUUGAAAGUCCACAGUGCAAAGUAGUUGGCCUGCUGCCCUGUUCCAGUGAAACUUUACAGUCAGUAGAACAGUUCAGAAAGAAAUCUUUCACAAAACAACAGUGACCAGUACAACCAACCGAAACACCAAGGCUUCAGCUUACCAAUCUUUGUCAUUUAUUUCCUGCAGUAUUUCUCUAAUGCAUUUAUAAAGUUUCUAUGGUAGGAUAAUUGUUCUUAUAUUGUAGACCAAGAAAUAAGAGUAAGUGGUAUUAGCUGUCAGAUGAACUACAGUGUUUCUUUUUGGUGUUAGUUUUGUAUUUACACUGACUAAAUGCCAGGGAAGUUUCCACUCUGGUGAUUUUCUAAUCUAUGCAGGUGAUCAUGACUCUGGUUACUUGUUUAGUUGCAUUUGACUUUUAUAUCUUUCAUGAGCUUCAGUUUGUAGAGACACAGCUGACUUUUAAAAAGUAUAGUAAACACACUUUCUGUAAGUUUUUAUUAUAUGAAUACCAUGUAAAUGUUAACAUUAAAGGGGCAGGCAUACUUGUCCUUGAAUGGUAUGUGGUUGAAGUUUCAUAUACAAAAUGGAUAACUUCUUAUCAAUUACUGUGAUGAAAAUGCCAUCAAAUGAAUAAAAGAUUUUCUUUUUUAUACGUUAGCAGUUGUGGAGAAGAUAGAAAAAGAAAAAUGUGGAAAAAUCUGUUAAGAGAUGAAUUGCAUGCACUCUUCAAUGUCAUUUUUAAAUUUUUACUUUCUAAUUUCAAGUAUCUAAACGACCUUAUUAUCUGGAAAUAGGGCAGCCACAAUUCUUUUGAGAAUAUGUUGAUCUUUGCAGUGAAGUAUGACACUGCCUAGGUUGCAAUCCUGUGGCUGGUAGAUGCCCAACUCUGUCCUUGGAAAUGUGCUCAGAUAUUGGAACUGGGACUUGGAAUUUGGAGCAUCCUUCCCUCUACCCCUUACUGCUGGUUCUUUCUAUGAAAGCUGCAGCGGCAAGGUAGCAAGAGUGACUGGGCAGAGUUCUAGUGAGUUAUGUAGGGAUAAGUCAUGCAGUGUAUCCCGGUGGUGCCUCAAGCUGUCCUCCUCACAAGUAGGAGCCCAAGAUGUAGAUGGGUGAAACUGUUUAAAUCUUUUGAGGACGGAAGUAAAGAGGUGCUUGCUCAUUGCCUCCACAGUUUUCCUAUCCUUGAUAGGAUACUCAUAGUCCUGAGUUUGGAAGGUUACAAGCAUCUCCAUUGGGUUGUGCCCUUAGUGAUUUUGAACUGAGAUGUGUUUAGGAUUUCUACAGAGCCUUUUUAUCAUUUGCUGGAUAUCUUUGAAGAGAUCAUGCCACAAGUGCAAAGCAUGCUAGAGGCACAAAUGAAAAUCUAAAUACUUAGAUUCCAAAACUUAGAGCGAUUGCUAAAACUAACAAGAUUUGUUCAGGAACUGCAACUGAAUUUAAAAUUAAUACUGGCUCUUAAUUAGGAGACAGAGAUACCUUAAUGCAGGAGUGCAAUAGAUUGGGAUCAUAAUAUCCAGAUGUUUUGGCCUAUAACUCUCUCAAGUUCUGAGAAAUGACUGUGCUGGCUAGAGAUGAUAGGUUUUGUCAAACAAAAUUUCUGGAAGGCCACCAGUCACCCAUCUGUUUUAGACAUGAAAUUUCAAGGUAAAUUAACUGUGAUUCACCUGUUUUGGAAACUUGAAAAAAGUUCCUACUGACACUGGAUUUCAUUAAUAAUCCACCUCUAAAGUUUUAUAAACUUUUCCAUUUCUGUUUGCACUGAAAUUCUAACGCAUAUGGCAUUGUUUCCACCUUGGGCUAAAAUGUGCAGUGUAAAUUAACUAUGGACUUUUGACCUUCUCUGAUACAUAACUAGCUACAGUUUUAAAUCACCUUUCCAUUUUCCUUCUGUGAAAUAAAGUUAACAUUUUCCUGUGUUUGAAGGAAGAUAUAUUGUGUAGUAUCUCCCCCAUUCCAUUACUUGUAAAGUAGACCCUUUAUGAUGGCACAAGUUAACUACUUACAUAAAGUGAAAAAUCCUAUGUAUAAGAGCUAUUCAUUAAAUUAAGAAUACUUGUCUGUUCAUCAUACUUCAAGUUUCACUGUGGACCAGCACUGGUGUGGUAAGAACAAAUUAUUUUGUGCAAAGUGGCUCUUAUAUUGAUAUUGUAUCUUAAAUGUAGGUGUUUAAGUGAAUAAGGUUUUAACCUUUGGAAAAAUUUUGCUUGUGUAAACCUGCCAGAUCAUCCUAGCCUAAAUUCCCAAAUUAGGUUUGGCUAGUUCUAGAGCACUUCCCUUUUAAAAUUUGCUUUACUUUUCUGUUAUAACUUAAUCUUGUGGUGGUGUUCUUCAAUAAGGGAAAAUUAGCAGAAAUGCUAUUUAAAAGUUCAGACAGUUCAGGUUUUUGAAUGUAUGGCAAUCAUGGUUACUGAUAUAAAGCAGGGGCAGAAUUCAGUGUUGUGCAAAGUGGCUUUUUCUUCACCCCAACCCAUAUUCACCAAAAAUCUGCUCCGAGAUUUAUCGAUUGGAAGGAGAGCUCCCAUUCCCAUUCUGCACACAGAAACCAUCAGUGGAAUGAGUUAACUGAUUUCUACCCAAAGGCUGAAAUUUGUCUGAAUCUUGCCUUCAUGAGACUGAAUACUCUUCAUGUUCAGGUUUGUAGCCAAGGCCUGACUAGUUUGAGAUUGUGUAGUUAUGUAAGAAAGACUUGUUGCUGCCUGAGAGUGCCCUCUGAAGGCAAUAUCCAGGAAAUAUGUGGAAUAAAGUUCAUGGUGCUUGAAGGUUGAACUACCAAUUAGAUUGAGGUAUAUUAAAUACUAAACUGGGAACCACUAAUCUAUUGCAUAAGAUGUUUUUGCAGCUUACGUUGGGAAGAUUUCAGUCACUUAAUUGAACAAAAGACAGCUCCAUAUAUCUAUGUUCAGUCUGUCCUUCUAUGCUCUGUAAUGGCUUUGGGUAUUCACUAUAUUUUGGUUGCAUCACAGGAAUUUAAAAGGAUUUAGUUGGGAUUUCAUGUAUAUUAUGAUUUGAGAAAGGAAAAAUUUUCUUUGCAGAUCAUCCAAAAGCUCACUUACAGAAAAUAUUUCCACAUUUAAAUGCAUGGUGAGGACAAGUAGUGGCUAAUAUUACUUAGUUUGAAAGAAGAUAGGAACAUUAUUAAUGCAUUUUUUUCAAACUGCAGUUAAGCAAUAUGAUUUGGUCCUUUCUUUGAUUUCAGUAAUGUUAGUAAAAGUAGUUGUAGGAUAAUAGAUAUAUGGGCCUUUCAGCCUUAUACUAUUUUAAUAAUUCUUUUGGCCAUGGUCUUCUGACAUUUUCCUGGAAGAAAGUAUAUUUGGUUCCUAUUGGGUUGAAAGACAUGCAGGUAUUAGUGUGAAACUGGUAAUAAUACUUUCUGUGGUCCAAGCUCAAGAUGGAAUUUAUUCAUUCAGUAAUGUACAUAUUGCCAUCUGUGUGUGACCGUAUGAAAGAUCAUUCAUUAGAAUACUGGACCCCUAGGCACUUAAAGGGAAACUGCAAAAAACUGAGAUCCCUAAGAAAUGUAUUUGGGUAUUUUUAGCAGAGGGAGGCAUUCAUAUUAUAGAUUACACUGAUUUACUCCCUGAAAAUACUAUUCCACAGCCGUCAGAUUUAAAAUCAAAGGGGCUGCUAAAACUAGAAGUUGCUUCACCUUGUCCAACUGUUCAGCCAACAAGAGAUCACUUUGUAUUGGUGAAAAUAUGUUUUUCUGAAUGUUAGGCAUUGCUAUUCAGUAUCAAAAUAUGAAAUUUUAUUGGGAAAACAAAACAUGUAAAAGCAUGGAAAAUGUUCUCAUAGGAAUGGAUUGACAAAUUUGAUUUUCCUCAGUAACAUGUUGUACUUUGUCUUCAUAUUUAGUUUUCUAUUACUACAUUCAGACUCAUGCCUUUCAGAUCUGUUGUCUGUUACCUUUUGUUGGUACUAUUAUGUGAUAAGAUCAUGGAAAGAUUUUUUUGACAAAUACUUUCAUAUGGUUUCUCUGAAAAGAGACUAAACUCUUAACUCGAAUGUAAGUUCUAAUUAAAUAAAAAUGCUGAAACAA
This is a messenger RNA of Varanus komodoensis (Komodo dragon), 6572 nucleotides long. RefSeq names its product spastin (gene SPAST). Gene Ontology annotation, molecular function: ATP hydrolysis activity; microtubule severing ATPase activity; ATP binding. Lineage: Eukaryota; Metazoa; Chordata; Lepidosauria; Squamata; Varanidae. Bases 267 to 2108 code for a protein of 613 amino acids. Gene Ontology annotation, cellular component: microtubule cytoskeleton. The transcript has 17 exons. The record is from RefSeq and is a predicted model, not a curated record.